AUGGCAACCAUUUUGUUUCUGCAGCAGAAAAAGAAGCAAACCAAUAGCCUACCAGUACCCUUGCCCCAGCAUCUAGUCGACAUAGUGCCUACAAGAGCACCAGUGCCCAGUCGAUUUCACUCGUUUGAAGUAGCCUACCAGUACCCUAUCCACAGGCAUCUAGUUGACAUACUGCCUACAAGAGCACCAUUGCCCAGUCGAUUUCAUUCGUUUGAAGUAGCCUACCAGUACCCUUGCCCCAGGCAUCUAGUCGACAUAGUGCCUACAAGGCCAGUGCUCAGUCGAUUUCAUUCGUUUGAAGUAGCCUACCAGUACCCUUGCCCCAGGCAUCUAGUUGACAUACUGCCUACAAGAGCACCAUUGCCCAGUCGAUUUCAUUCGUUUGAAGUAGCCUACCAGUACCCUUGCCCCAGGCAUCUAGUCGACAUAGUGCCUACAAGGCCAGUGCCCAGUCGAUUUCAUUCGUUUGAAGUAGCCUACCAGUACCCUUGCCCCAGGCAUCUAGUCGACAUAGUUCCUACAAGAGCACCAGUACCCAGUCGAUUUCACUCGUUUGAAGUAGCCUACCAUAGCCUACCAGUACCCUUGCCCCAGCAUCUAGUCGACAUAGUGCCUACAAUACCACCAGUGCCCAGUCGAUUUCACUCGUUUGAAGUAACCUACCAGUACCCUUGCCACAGGCAUCUAGUCGACAUAGUGCCUACAGUACCACCAGUGCCCAGUCGAUUUCACUCGUUUGAAGUAGCCUACCAGUACCCUUGCCACAGGCAUCUAGUCGACAUAGUGCCUACAAGGCCAGUGCCCAGUCGAUUUCACUCGUUUGAAGUAGCCUACCAGUACCCUUGCCCCAGGCAUCUAGUCGACAGAGUGCCUACAAGAGCACCAGUGUCCUGUCGAUUUCACUCGUUUGAAGUAGCCUACCAGUACCCUUGCCCCAGGCAUCUAGUCGACAUUGUGCCUACAAUACCACCAGUGCCCAGUCGAUUUCACUCGUUUGAAGUAGCCUACCAUAACCUACCAGUACCCUUGCCCCAGGCAUCUAGUCGACAUAGUUCCUACAAGGGCACCAUUGUACCCAGUCGAUUUCACUCGUUUGAAGUAGCCUACCAGUACCCUUGCCCCAGGCAUCUAGUCGACAUAGUGCCUACAAGAGCACCAUUGCCCAGUCGAUUUCACUCGUUUGAAGUAGCCUACCAGUACCCUUGCCCCAGGCAUCUAGUCGACAUAGUGCCUACAAGAGCACCAGUGUACCUGUCGAUUUCACUCUCGGUCCAACACAGCCUGAGGGAGAGUAUCCCGGGAAUGCACAUGGGCUCAAACAAGUCAGGUCUUCUAGGCUUAGACAUGGGCUCCGGACGCGCACAUCUGGUCGACAUAGUGCCUACAAGAGCACCAGUGUCCAGUCGAUUUCACUCGUUUGAAGUAGCCUACCAGUACCCUUGCCCCAGGCAUCUAGUCGACAUAGUGUCUACAAGGGCACCAGUGCCCAGUCGAUUUCACUCGUUUGAAGUAGCCUACCAGUACCCUUGCCCCAGGCAUCUAGUCGACAUAGUGUCUACAAGGGCACCAGUGCCUAGUCGAUUUAACUCGUUUGAAGUAGCCUACCAGUACCCUUGCCCCAGGCAUCUAGUCGACAUAGUGUCUACAAGGCCAGUGCCCAGUCGAUUUCACUCGUUUGAAGUAGCCUACCAGUACCCUUGCCCCAGGCGUCUAGUCGACAUAGUGCCUAAAAGAGCACCAUUGCCCAGUCGAUUUCACUCGUUUGAAGUAGCCUACCAGUACCCUUGCCCCAGGCGUCUAGUCGACAUAGUGCCUACAAGGCCAUGGCCCAGUCGAUUUCACUCGUUUGAAGUAGCCUACCAGUACCCUGACCCCAGGCAUCUAGUCGACAUAGUGCCUACAAGAGCACCAGUGCCCAGUCGAUUUCACUCGUUUGAAGUAGCCUACCAGUACCCUGACCCCAGGCAUCUAGUCGACAUAGUGCCUACAAGAGCACCAGUGCCUAGUCGAUUUCACUCGUUUGAAGUAGCCUACCAGUACCCUUGCCCCAGGCAUCUAGUCGACAUUGUGCCUACAAGAGCACCAGUGCCCAGUCGAUUUCACUCGUUUGAAGUAGCCUACCAGUACUCUUGCCCCAGGCAUCUAGUCGACAUUGUGCCUACAAGGCCAGUGCCCAGUCGAUUUCACUCGUUUGAAGUAGCCUACCAGCAUCUAGUCGACAUAGUGCCUACAAGAGCACCAGUGCCCAGUCGAUUUCACUUGUUUGAAGUAGCCUACCAGUACCCUUGCCCCAGGCAUCUAGUCGACAUUGUGCCUACAAGAGCACCAGUGCCCAGUCGAUUUCACUCGUUUGAAGUAGCCUACCAGUACUCCCUUGCCCCAGGCAUCUAG
Dreissena polymorpha is the source of this 2391-nucleotide messenger RNA. RefSeq lists its product as uncharacterized. Lineage: Eukaryota; Metazoa; Mollusca; Bivalvia; Myida; Dreissenidae. The transcript has 7 exons. The record is from RefSeq and is a predicted model, not a curated record. The coding region runs from base 1 to 2391 and encodes 796 amino acids.